AUGUCCACAGAGAACGGGCUGCCGCGGCGUCUGCGCACAGCCUACACCAACACCCAGCUCCUGGAACUGGAGAAGGAGUUCCACUUCAACAAGUACCUCUGCAGGCCCCGCAGGAUAGAGAUCGCCGCCUCCCUCGACCUCACCGAGCGACAGAAAAGACGAAAACAUAUUCAGAAUCCGAGAGAUGAUGGAAUGGCUUAG
Nezara viridula (southern green stink bug) is the source of this 201-nucleotide messenger RNA. Lineage: Eukaryota; Metazoa; Arthropoda; Insecta; Hemiptera; Pentatomidae. The record is from the annotation of a GenBank genome assembly.